AUGAAAAAUAGUCAUUUAAAUACAUUUAAAGAAACUAGCUAAAGAAAGAGAUCAAGUAGUGGAGAAAGAAACUUGAUGAGGUAUUCAGCUGGAGGAGGUAGAGUAAGUAAAACAUCAAGUUUUACUCCACAAAUGAUCAAAUUAGAAUCAAUAGCAAGCGUUAAAAUGCCACUUUGCACAAGAGGUGAACUCCACAAACUUAGUUAGUUAGAAUUAGUUUGCUUAGAGUAAGGAUGCUCUGAUUAGUAUAAGUUAAUAUGUGCUUAUUGCAGAGAUACGAUGCAUAAAAAUCAUGAUGUUAGAUCUAUAAAAUAUAUGCUAAAUGAAUUAAUAAAAUAUUUAUAUGAUGAUGAAACAAAAAAUGUUAUGAAUGAUGAUAUCCAUAAGUAGUUUAAGCACAUGAUAGAUUGCAUCAAGGAAAUAAAAGAAUAAUUACUAAUUUUAGAAUAAAAAAUCAAGGAUAGCGAAAUUAAGUUUUAGAGGGAUUAUAUUGAUCCCAUAAAUAGAGAGAGAUCUAUAGUUGAAAGUUUAAUAAAGCAAAUUUCUAAAGGUUCAAAUAAUUAAACAAGUGUUAAUGAGUGCUUACAUAACUUGUUUAAGUAUGUAAAACCCACAAAAGAUUCUUUUAUGAUUGAAAAGGAGUCUCAAAAUUUUAAUAUUUAAUCCAUAGAAAAACAAACUAUGUUAUUUCAAGGACGACUUAUGAAAGAAAUAGAAUAGUUGAGCCAAACAAUUAAAAAAACUAGUUAGGCUACAAAUUAUAAUAUAAUGACUUUUUACUCUGAAGAACAUGAAUAUUUAUUAGAAGAUAAGGCUGACACAAUUAUAUUAUCAAGAGAGUCAGACAUACUCCAUUUAGAGCCAAUAACAACAAAGGUUUUGAUUAAAGAUUACGUAUCUGAUGUCUUUGUGUUUGAAUUACAAAAAUAUAAAUAACUCAUCUCAUUUAGUAUAGCAGAUAUAUAAAAGUAAUUUUAAAACUCAGAUACAAUACAUAGAAUAUCAUAAAUUAUAGAUAGACUACCUCAAUCUAUUGAAAAACUAUCAAUCUCAUUAGCAUGGGAUAAAGACUUGCUUGAUGAAGAUAUUUUAGUCCUCUUUUAGAAUAUAAACCACUCAAAAUUUCCCUAUUUGAAAAUUUUAGAUUUAGAUUUUGGAAAUUCUUCUUUAGCUAUUUCUGUUUUAACAGAUAAGUCAAUGAUAUUUUUAGCUAAUUCAAUCUCUUCGUUUUAGGAUUCUCUUUGGGUUUUGAAUUUGAAUCUUUAUUGUUGGGGAUUAUCAAAUAUUGCUUUGACAGAUAAAGGAGUCAAAACAUUAGUAGAAGGAAUAGGUCAACUAGCAAACUUAGCCAAACUCUAUUUAAAUCUAUUUGGAUGGGGUGAAUAAAAACCUGAAUAAAUAUCAGAUAGAGCAGUAAAAGAACUUGCUUAAAAUAUUAGAGAAUUACAUAAUGCUUAAUGUAUAGAAUUAGAUCUCGGUUGUUGGGGUGAAAAAAAUCCAUCUGUGACUUCAAAGUCAUUAAAAUAUCUAAGUGAUAUGAUAGAUUCUCUUUACUUUGUAAAAGAUUUAAGUCUGAAUUUAAAUUAUUGGGCAAAUAAAAAUACAAAAAUGUUAGAUACAGAUAUAAGACAGUUCUUUAAAAGCAUGAUGAAUUGGAAGCAUUUGUAGAAACUCUAUUUAAAUAUUUAGGAUUGGGAAGAGAUCUCGAUGGUUUUAAAACAUGAGCUUUCAUAAGCUGUUAAAGUUAACUUAAAUAAUCCUAAUAUAAAAAUAUUAAUAGAUAAUCAAUGA
This is a messenger RNA of Tetrahymena thermophila SB210, 1791 nucleotides long. RefSeq lists its product as hypothetical. The transcript is spliced from 11 exons. The record is from RefSeq and is a predicted model, not a curated record. Lineage: Eukaryota; Ciliophora; Oligohymenophorea; Hymenostomatida; Tetrahymenidae.